Adineta ricciae is the source of this 924-nucleotide messenger RNA. The record is from the annotation of a GenBank genome assembly. NCBI's taxonomy places the organism in Eukaryota, Metazoa, Rotifera, Eurotatoria, Adinetida, Adinetidae.
AUGGGAGAUAUCACGCCAGAACACGAAUCGGAUAGUCCGACCGACAAUGAACUGGAUGAGUCGAAUGGUCAGACACGUACUCAAAUAGUUCCGACAGUAAACAUUUCGCCACCUUCAUCGCCAACACGUCCACACCCUCCUGUAAAGGAGGAUGAUACUGAUGCACAUGAUCAUGAUUCAACUGAUAAAUCAUCAAAUGAUGUACUCGAUCUGCCGCAACGAGCAGUGUCCUCUACUAUAACGUCAUCACAUCGAUCGUCAGCCGACGAUGCUGUUCCAGAAAUGAAAAAGUUUCACGGUCCAAACAACCCAGUUGCUCGUGCUCGAUCGAACGUUGUCAUCGACGAAGAUGUACUAGAAAGAGAAGUUCGAGACAUUCUCAGCGGUAAAUAUAUUCAACGUCAGAUUCGCGCAAGCAUAUGUUCCGUUCCCGGCGAUGUUGAUUCGAAUGCAACGAUAGACAUCCAUCGGAAACGAUCGGUUUUUAUGAAAAAGAUGCCUUUUUCUGAAAAAUUGAAAAAAUCAAAGAAUCCCAAAGAACAUAAAUUGAAAUUUUUCGAAGUAUUCAAGUUCGCCGAUGGGCUCGAUGUACUUUUAAUGCUUAUUGGUAUACUAGCUGCAUUGGCAAACGGAGCUACCUAUUCAAUAAUGCUAGUCAUCUACAAACAAGUUCUGAACAAUCUGUCCAAUAACACCGUGGCAAGCAAUACAACUCUGUUCAAUCGUUCAAGCGAAUGUAAAACCGAUUUUGUUAACGUUACACACCCCGUGUCUCCAACCGAAGCUAUGAAAUCUAUUAUUAACUAUUAUGUUCUUCUCGGUUUUGGAAGUAUCUUAUUCAGUUACCUUUCAUCCGUCACGUGGCUUACUGCUGCUGAACGACAAAAAUUGGCUGGUUCGAUGAACGAAACGCUGGAGAACUAA